AUGUCGCAGUUCUACAUUGAAAACAAAAAUGUCGGCAACAAGGCCGACUCUGAAGAUUGGAGAAUUCGCGGCUACAACCCUCUCACGCCGCCCGAUCUGCUCCAGCACGAGAUCCCCCAAACCCCCGAGUCAAAACAGACCGUCAUCAAGUCAAGAGACGAGGUAGCCGCCGUCGUGCAAGACACAGACGAGAGAAAACGUCUCCUCGUCGUCGUGGGCCCUUGCUCCAUCCAUGAUCCCGAAGCCGCCCUCGCCUACUGCGACCUCUUGCUCCAGGCUAGCGAGAAGCACAAGGAUGAGCUCCUCAUCGUCAUGCGAUCCUACCUCGAGAAGCCGCGUACCACCGUCGGCUGGAAGGGCCUCAUCAACGACCCCGAGAUUGACGGCAGCUUCCAGAUCAACAAGGGUCUGCGGCUGGCUCGCAAGCUCUUUGUCGACUUGACCGCCAAGGGCAUGCCCAUUGCCAGCGAGAUGCUGGACACUAUUUCCCCCCAGUUCCUCGCCGACUUGCUCUCCGUGGGAGCCAUUGGCGCUAGAACCACCGAGAGCCAGCUUCACCGUGAGCUGGCCAGUGGUUUGAGUUUCCCCGUGGGUUUCAAGAACGGCACUGACGGCUCGCUUGGCGUUGCUAUUGACGCAAUUGGUGCUGUCAAGCACGCCCACCACUUCUUGUCUGUUACGAAGCCUGGCGUUGUUGCUAUUGUCGGCACGACUGGUAAUGAGGAUUGCUUUGUCAUCCUGCGAGGCGGUACCAAGGGCACCAACUAUGAUGCUGCUAGCAUUGCUGAGGCCAAGGCUGCGCUGGAGAAGAAGGGCGUUCGUCAGAGACUCAUGGUGGAUUGCAGCCACGGCAACUCGCUCAAGGACCACAGGAAUCAGCCCAAGGUUGCUGCGAAUAUUGCUGAGCAGAUUGCCAAGGGUGAGACGGGUAUCAUGGGUGUGAUGAUUGAGAGCAACCACAACGAGGGUAACCAAAAGGUACCCCCUGAGGGCAAAUCUGGCCUCAAAUACGGUGUCAGCAUCACAGAUGCCUGUAUCAACUGGAAAGACACCGAGUCUGUCCUCGACCUGCUCGCCGACGCCGUCAAGCAGAGACGCCAGGUUCUCGGUGCCAACGGACACGCCUAG
This is a messenger RNA of Pochonia chlamydosporia 170, 1128 nucleotides long. Its product is annotated as phospho-2-dehydro-3-deoxyheptonate aldolase. Gene Ontology annotation, molecular function: 3-deoxy-7-phosphoheptulonate synthase activity. Gene Ontology annotation, biological process: aromatic amino acid biosynthetic process. Gene Ontology annotation, cellular component: cytoplasm. The transcript has 4 exons. The coding region runs from base 1 to 1128 and encodes 375 amino acids. The record is from RefSeq and is a predicted model, not a curated record. Lineage: Eukaryota; Fungi; Ascomycota; Sordariomycetes; Hypocreales; Clavicipitaceae.